ACACAUAAUUGUAUAAUUUGGCACUGCGGAGCCUCUCGUUGGCUUGGACAUAAUGUGCGCGCUACAUUUCCAACCCUUUCCGCUGCAAAGCCACAAACUUCACUCUUCCGCGAUUUUCUGUCCUCCACGACCCUCUUCCCUUCCUCUUCUGCCUCCAUCUCCUAACCUAAUUUGCAAAUGCAGAACCGCAAUUUCCUCCGUCGAACUUCCUCCCAACGCCCUUCGCCGCAAGCUCGACCCGCAGUGGAGAGGAGGUUUCAGUCUAGGGGUUGACCUCGGAACGUCUCGCACUGGACUUGCUCUUAGUAAAGGCUUUUCCACUCGUCCUCUUACUGUUCUGGAGUUGCGAGGACAAAAGCUUGAGUUUAAGCUUAUUGAGAUUGCUGAACAGGAAGAAGCUGAUGAAUUUAUUAUUGGACUUCCUAAAUCACUUGAUGGAAAAGAGACACCUCAGUCAAACAAAAUCCGUAGUAUUGCCGGAAGGGUGGCAGCCCAGGCAGCUGAAAGGGGUUGGAGAGUUUACUUGCAUGAUGAACAUGGGACAACAGCAGAAGCGGAAAGCCAUAUGAUUUGCAGGGGGCUCAAUAAAACUACUCGGCAGAAGAAAAUUGAUGCCUAUGCUGCCAUGAUGGUACUAGAGAGAUAUUUUUCCAUGUCAGGCGAGGGAACCGAACUUGUAGUGCCUAAGGGUCAAGUUUUACAGGAAAAGCUUAUCGAGGGACCACCAAUAGACCCUGACUUCAAGGAUUAAGGACGUGCUUCAGGCAAG
This is a messenger RNA of Cucurbita maxima (winter squash), 769 nucleotides long. Its product is annotated as putative pre-16S rRNA nuclease. The record is from RefSeq and is a predicted model, not a curated record. Gene Ontology annotation, biological process: rRNA 5'-end processing. The transcript has 6 exons. NCBI's taxonomy places the organism in Eukaryota, Viridiplantae, Streptophyta, Magnoliopsida, Cucurbitales, Cucurbitaceae. Bases 53 to 751 code for a protein of 232 amino acids.